This is a messenger RNA of Daphnia pulex (common water flea), 2910 nucleotides long. RefSeq names its product xylosyltransferase oxt-like (gene oxt). The transcript is spliced from 2 exons. The coding region runs from base 158 to 2704 and encodes 848 amino acids. NCBI's taxonomy places the organism in Eukaryota, Metazoa, Arthropoda, Branchiopoda, Diplostraca, Daphniidae. The record is from RefSeq and is a predicted model, not a curated record. Gene Ontology annotation, cellular component: membrane. Gene Ontology annotation, biological process: heparan sulfate proteoglycan biosynthetic process; chondroitin sulfate proteoglycan biosynthetic process. Gene Ontology annotation, molecular function: protein xylosyltransferase activity.
ACCGGCAGACGAAACAACAAGUUGGCUGGACAGGAAGCCGUCAAAGUGGUGUGAUUAGAUAUUAAAUAUCUUACUGAAAGCAUCCGAUACCUUGGCAAACGAGUCUAUAGAUGAGUUGCUCACAAAUCGAACAUCGCUGGGAAGAGUUUUUGCGAAAAUGACGCUAAAUUUCCUCCGCUGUCUCAUGUGUCGUCAGUUUCGGACGUAUUUCUUGCUUGUGAUAGCCAUGGCAUUCAUUUUUCAAAGCCUGCUUGUGUUCUACUUGCUGGCUAAAGUAAAAGAUACUGAAGGCCCAAUUGAAUUUGGGUCUUCAGACUCAUCAAGAAUUCACCAAGUUUUAGUGAAGGAAAAAGAAUUGGGUGUCCUUGGUAAAUCAAUGUGUGGAUCUCUUAGCAAGACGGCUCUUUCAGCUAUCAAGAGAGCGACUACUAAAAAGUGCAAAGAAGAAUUAAGUGAUGUGGCGUGCAAACUCAAGAACAAUCAACUUGUACCAGAGAGACUACCAAACUAUUGCCCUCGAAAGGAUUCAAUUGCUGGAAGUUCUCUUGGCUGCUUCCACGACAACAAUCAAUCAAGGCUACUCUCUUCGUAUGGUGUAAAACUUCCAGGAUUAACCAUUCAAAAGUGUGUUGACCUUUGCGCUCAGUCGGCGUUUUUGUAUGCUGGUACUCAUAAUGGAAAGGAGUGCUACUGUGGGAACAAAAAACCGUCGUUGGAGCAUCUUCUUACGAAAACCUAUUGCAGUGUUGCUUGUGAUGGCCAAUCUAGUCAAACUUGCGGGGGUGUUGACGCUACAGAAAUAUUUGACUCAGGAGUACCCAACAGAGACUCAGCAAAACUGCAUGACCCAAUCGUCAAUGGAACUGCUAAAAUUGCGUUUAUUCUCACUUUGAAUGGGAGAGCGCUGAGACAAGUCACUCGCCUUCUUAGAGUUAUAUACAGGCCCCAUCAUGUUUAUUUAAUUCAUGUUGAUGCCAGGCAAGAUUUCCUAUUUCGCAGCUUAUUGCAAUUGGAAUUGAAAUAUCCUAACAUUCGUUUGACCAGACAGCGACAAUCAUCUAUAUGGGGAGGUGCGUCUUUGCUGGAUGUUCUCUUGCAAUCCAUGGAGCAAUUAUUAGAAAUCGAUAGUCAAUGGCAGUUUGUUUUCAAUUUGAGUGAAUCUGACUUUCCUUUGCGGUCUAUUGAAAGUCUGGAAGCCCUUUUGGCUGCUAAUCCGGGGCGAAACUUUCUCAAGUCACACGGGCGGCAAACUCGUCAGUUCAUUCACAAGCAGGGAUUAGACAGAGUAUUUCAUCAAUGUGAGAGACGCAUGUGGCGAGUGGGGGACCGCAAUCUGCCUGCCGGAAUUCGAAUCGAUGGUGGAUCGGACUGGGUUGGACUUGCGCGUUCCGUCGUCGAGUUUGUCACAUCGCCCACUCGCAGCAACGACCCACUUUUGCGUGGGUUGAAAGAACUUUAUCGCUAUACCCUCUUGCCAGCCGAAUCCUUUUUCCAUGUUCUCAUUUUGAAUUCCAAAUUUUGCGAAAGUUACGCAGAUAACAAUUUGAGAAUGACGCUGUGGCGGAGAAGUCAAGGCUGCCUUUGCCAACAUCGCCACGUCGUAGAUUGGUGCGGCUGCUCACCCAUGGUAUUCCGGACGACAGAUUGGACUCAUCUAACUUCAGUUAUGGCUAAAUCAACAGUAUUCUUCGCUCGCAAAUUUGAGGCAGCGAUCGACCAAAGUAUCAUGAAUCGACUUGAAGAACAACUUACCAACUCUUCGUUGAGUUAUCCAGGAUUGGAUAGCUAUUGGGAAAGUGCGUACCAUAUGGCUGAUCUGACACCCAAGACAAAUCACGCCCUUCUAGCCGUCUCCCUUAGUCUGGCAAAACACGCAAUUUCUCUUCUGUUGCAAAAUAGUGUCGUCGAAUGCCCAGGACUCAGACCAAGUCGGAUUAUCGCCAUCACUUCUUAUUUUCGACAUGAUCAUUACUUGGGCGAUUUGAUCCACUUUGAAGUGGAUGAAAAAAACGUCGAGUUUGAGACCCUAGUCAAGCCUCUAACAAAGACCACUCACUUUAUGGAUUCCCCGAGAAUUCUUAGUACUCUACAAGUUGGAUCAGAUUAUGAUCCUAAAGAACAAGUCCUCCGAAAUCGCUUAGGAGUUCUCUCGUCUUCUUCCAAACCCGCUGCGAUUUUUAAAUGGACCGGACAUAUCAACUCUACUACUUCAUCUCAAAUGGCUCAUUUAGUAUGGUUCGACCCUGAUGACCACGUCAGAGCCGUUCACCAUGUAAAUGUGACCGAUGCUUCCAAGAUGAGUAAUCAGAUGUUGGAAAUCGAUACACCUCUUAAGCCAGGAGUGUGGCUAGUCGCCGUCAUCUACGAUGGAAAGAAAAUUGCUACGACAGAGUUCCUGAUUGUUCCUCAAACUUCCGACGAUAGCUUACAAUUCGAUGGAAAAAUUAACGAAUUUCAAAAGACGUGGGGAAAGUAUUUACCUGUUGACGCCAAGUCAGCAACUCGCCGAGAGAAGGCAUUAUUAAUGAAAAAAGACAUAUCAUCUUACUUGGAUAAGACGACGGCAGAAUAUUAUGCCAUUCAAGAUAUUUGCUAUACGGGUCAUCCACCAGAGUGUGCGACCAUCCAAUAUCAUGACUGGCAGUCGUGUACUAGCACGGAUUGGAGUUCUUUCUCUCAGGAUCCAAAAUCUGUACUGCCGUAAAUGUUGAUCUUUUUAUGUAUGAUCAUUUUUGCCUUUUAUCGUUGUCGAGGGACAAGCAUAUGUGCCAAAUCAAUGUUCUGUUUCAUUCAUCAAUUGCCCCUGCCUUUUCAAUUUGCUUCUCAAGUGCUUUAGAUAUGCUGUAUCAAAAUUGUUCUUUGUUUUGAUUUUUUUUUUUUCACGUGAAGAAAUAUCAGCAUUGGAUUCCA